AUGACCACGAGCUGCGCCUAUUCCAGGUCCAUGUUCCUGCAGCGACUCCAGUUCUGGGGUAAGGCUGGGCUGAGCGGCCCGCGGGACGUGGAAGCCGAGAGAGUCGGCAUUGAUGAGGGUCGCAUGGGCCGCGCCGGGCUCUGGGCUCUUGGAGGCUUUUAUGAAUAUGAAUGUCUAUCUGUUCAAGAGGACACCCCCAGACGGAGGCGGCGCCGAACGCCCCUGUCGCCGGUGGGCGGAGGUCUGCCCUCGGUGGCGGCCGCCGAGCCCCUCAAGACGCCCGAGGUGGUGCGACAUGUGGUGUCGCGCCUCACGCCCCCGCCCAGCCCUCCCGCCUCCGGCCAGCCCCUCUCUAGCCAGCCCUCUCCGCCCGCGGCCCGCAGGCACCCCUCGCCGCAGCCGCCCCCGGCCCCUCCCCCCAACACCUUCCAGCCCAUCCAGCCCGCCCAGCCAGCCCCAGGCAGCCCUCAGGGAACGCAGUCCGCGCCCUCCACCCUCGACUCCCGCCACGGCCGCCACGCCCACCAGCAGGUUCUCUUCGGCACGAACGCGGCCAGCGACGCCUCGAGCGCGCGCCGGGUGAGUGCUUCCUCGGAGAACGAAGAGGGUCUGAGCACACGGAAGGUUCCUCCCAAGCUAGCGCCCCUGAGGAAACCUGAUAUUCCCGACGUCCUUCGCCCCAAAGACAACACGUCCUUAGCGUCCCCCGGCGUGGUCAGCACCCCGCCAACGUCCCGCCCGUCCUCCGUAGUGCUGGACAAGCCGCCCCUCGCCCCUGAGGGACUCCGACCCGCAGCCCUUCGCUCGUCCCUUAGGAAGCCAUCUGACACCGGCACCUGCUUCCUCGCAGCGCGAAGGGAGAAGCGGGACGAAUCCACAAACGGCGCCGCGACCGGGGCCAAGAACGACUUCUUCCGGGAGCAGCAGAAGCCCAAGAAGGGCGACCGCCUCUCCAAGUCCGACAUGAACCUCAAGAUCGACAGCAACAGUGGGGGGAGAUCGGGUGACAUCUCUACUCCUACGGGUACAUCCGACGCUGAGGGUGGCGAAGCCUCGUCGCCGCCCCUGGCAUCCCCCUCUCUGCCAAACGCGGAGGUGAUGAGUUCGAGGCUGGAGGCCCUCACGGCACGUGCCAGGGAUGCCAUGGAUCGAGCGGAUCGCCUGUCAGAGGACACAGCCGUCACCCCCGAGAGUGCUGAUACGAUGGUUCACGAGUGCGAGCAGUACCUGACCACCGUGACAUCCUCGGGCAGGAGGGAGUCCCCGGGCACUUCGCGUCGUCGAGACCUGGGCGCCGCAGGCAUGGAAGCAGCUAGCGAAAGGUCUCAGCCUUCGCCAGCUGCCGUCACGGGUGUUCUUUCUGACACUGGCCAGAAAAACUGGGUCGGGGGCUCUGAAGGGCGUGGUAAAGAAAGUAAGCGGAUGGCUAAUGAAAAGGAAGUGAAGAAGAAGGAGACAAAGAGAGAAAGCCAAGCGGCGUCAGGGGGCGAGAGAAUCCCUGGCGCCCCCGCUGGACCUUCAGGGCCCCCGGAUUAUGUUGCCUUCAUGGACGAAAGUGUCUCUCCGCCGCCAGAGGAAGUAGUACUUGGCCUCCAGCACCGUCAUCUCGAGGAUGAAGAGGACGAGGGAUCCGACACUUCUCCCCUGAGAAGCCCCGAGCACCGAGGCAGCGGCAGGUGCAUGCCGCGCCGCUGCUCCCUGGAUGGGGAUUCCCCACGCACAAACUCCCCGGACCCGCAGUCCAUCCUGAAGCGCCGGUCCUCCCGCGAAGAUGUGAUGCCGGAUCGCCCCACCACCCCAGAGCCGCAUGGCAUCCUCAAGCGUAAGACAUCCUCCCGCACUUCUAGUCUGGAUGCGCAGGAGGGUGAGCCUCGGCCCAUCCUCAAGAAAAAGAGCAGCGCCGAGGAGUUAGAACACUUCGAACCUCGUCCGAUCUUGAAGAAAAAAUCUUCGACCGACGAUGAGCUGGAUGACAGACCCAGAUCCAUCCUGAAGGGUGGUCGGAGCAGAGAGGACCUUGACCGCUCCGAGGGCGUCAUCUCACCCAAUCCUAUCCUUAAGAGGUCACCUAGAUAUGACAGCGAAGGCGAAGGGGAGUUGCGCCCAAUCCUCAAGCGUCGUGACACCACAGACGGCGUUCGUCUGCGCCUUCAUGUGUCAGAUGGAGAAGAUGUAGAGAGUGACCUGCCUAGUGUCAGGGUUAGAAGUGAUUCUGCCCCAGAGUCUGCAAUCAGGAUGAGGGGGCGCUCUCCCCCCGCGCCCAGCGCUACACCUGCGCAUGGCAUUUUAAAGAAGCGCGGCGCACACUCACCUGCACGCUUCGACCAAAUGGACAGCGAACUGGGCGCAAUCCUGAGAUCUCGACGGUCCCUAGGCCCAGGGGACGCUGAGGCGGAGUCCCCCAGCAGUACCCCUAACCGGCCUGUGAGUCCUUCCCUUGUGGCUCUCACCAAAAGGGAAGAGGCUUCAGUGGCCCGGUCAGGGGAGCGACCUCUGAGUGUGGCUGAACGUGUGGCGGGCAUGGAGGCCGCUCGGCAGGAACCAGUUCGACCUCCUGCUCCGAGAUCCCCUACGCCCACUCGCAGUCCAGGGGCACGACCCAAGGUCACGUCUGCCUUCCUAAAUAACAUCAGGACACCGGAGACUGAAAGAGAGAGCAGGCGAAACGGAGCCUACAGCUUGGUGGCAGAACCUGCAUUGACAGGGGAGAGUGCCGAGGCCAUCAACGAAGCAUUUUUGGACCGUCCAGUGGUAGAGGCCUUCAACAGUGCCAUGACCUCCAGCCUUGACUCCACGCCCGACACCCCGUCCUCUGUUUCACAGAGAGCUGCAUUCUUUGCACAGAACAAGAGUGAAAAGGACUUUGACACUGAUCUUGGUUCACAUAGUGCAGCAGUUGGAUUCACAGCAGGUAUUCAGGAAUCAAAGCUUGGUGAGAGUAACAGACUUUGUAUCUGUGAUGUAGUAGAAAUCUGGUGCCAGUAA
This is a messenger RNA of Penaeus chinensis, 2985 nucleotides long. RefSeq names its product splicing factor, arginine/serine-rich 19-like. The transcript has 6 exons. Lineage: Eukaryota; Metazoa; Arthropoda; Malacostraca; Decapoda; Penaeidae. Bases 1 to 2985 code for a protein of 994 amino acids. The record is from RefSeq and is a predicted model, not a curated record.